Peronospora belbahrii is the source of this 597-nucleotide messenger RNA. NCBI's taxonomy places the organism in Eukaryota, Oomycota, Peronosporomycetes, Peronosporales, Peronosporaceae. The record is from the annotation of a GenBank genome assembly.
AUGAUGGAAGGUGGACGUCGGAGUACCGGCGUCUCCGCGACAAACUUGCACAUUCUAGACCGUCCUCUAAGUCGUGGUAAGAGUGAGGUGAGUUUAAGUGCUUUUGCUUUUCUAUUCUCAGAAAUGGUGCAAUAUUUUCAAGGCCGUGUCCAAAACAUCUCGGAUCUUGAAAACCGACUGAACGGUGCUGGAUUUGGCGUAGGUGUUCGUGUUGUAGAGAUUUUGUGUCAUCGUGAAAAAUCUGGAAAGCGUGAAACUCGGUUGCUUGCAAUGCUACAAUUUAUAGUAUCCACAUGUUGGAAAGCGCUAUUUGGCAAAGCUGCUGAUGCAUUAGAGCGCAGCACGGAGAACGUGAAUGAGUAUAUGAUUCAUGAACUGGAGCCACUUACAAACAAAUUUGUGUCCGUACCACCUGAUCUUGGACAACUCGACUGCGCCGCGUAUAUUGCAGGUAUUGUGCGUGGCAUCCUAUGCAGCAGCGGCUUUUUGGCGGACGUGACAGCGCACACCGUUGAAGUUCCUGGGGGACAGCGAAACAAGACUGUCUUUUUGGUCAAAUUCAAUGAAAGCGUCAUUCGUCGUGAGCAGAUUUUUUGA